CCUAUUAUGACAUCUACACACAUAUUAUCUCUUUUUUGGAAACCUGUGACAGUAGAAACUGAUUAGUAAAUAGUAAUAUGAAAAGAAAAUAAUUAGUGUAGAGUUAUAGAGUAUAGAAGAGAGGAAUGGGUCCAAAUAGUUGAUGAUGGACCAUGUGAAAAAAACAAUGAAAGCCCACACCAUUAAUUGAGGUAAAGGAUGAGAAUAUAGUCUUGUAGUUUUCCAUGUCCUUAAACCUAAUCUUCUAACACAAUUCUCCACCUUCCCUUCUGACAUCUCCCAUCACUUCUCUCUUAAUUUAUUCCAUUCCACCAAAAUUUUAGUUUCACUUUUUUUACUGUAGUGUGUUUUCUGUUUACACAUGUGAGUGAGUGAAAAAUAAAGCUAGAGAAAUUACUGUUUUGAGAUGCUCUUUUUAGAAAGGGCCAUAUAUAAAUGGUAGUGUAGUAGUACUAGUGGAGCUUCUUCAUUCACACUUAUGACUUUUCUUCAUUGAAUGAAGGAGAGGGUCUCUAUAUCAUAAAUAAAACAAGAACAUAGCUUUCAGAGAGAGAUAGAGUGAGAUUCUCCUUCAUUAACAUAUUCUUCUACAUGUUAUAAAAAAAAAGACGAAGAAGUGUCUAAAGGAGUAGAGAUGGGUGGAUGCACAAGCAAGCAAGAGAGAAGAAGUAUGAGAAGUGUGAAGGAGACAUCAAAAGACCAUAGUAGAGGAAGAAGACCCUUGAUAAAAGAGAGAGAUGAGAAGGAGAGAGUGAUGUUUGAUCAACUUAGAGAGGCGGAGAGAGAGUGGAGGAAAGAGAGGAAGAAGCUGAGAGAGGAAGUGAGGAGACUAAGGAAGAAACUAGAGGAAAGAGAGGAAGCAAAGACAACAACAUCAGAGGAAAGAGAGUAUUGGAAGUGGGUAGUUGAGGAGAUGUGUGUAGAGAGAGCAGUGAGAGAUGAAGCCAUUGAGAAAUGGAAACAACUCUAUUUAGCUAUCAAGAAUGAGCUUGAUCAUCUCAUCACCCACACUACUUCUUCCUCCGGAGAAGCAAUAAUGCAAAGGAAACUUGAGGAACAAGAAGAAGAAGAAAAAGAAGCAAAGAGAGUUGAAGAACUGAGAGAUGAAGUUAGAGCUAAAGAAAAGACAAUUGAGACACUUCAAGAGAAAAUAGUUUUGAUGGAUAGACAAAAGUAUGAGAAAGAAAGAGAGAUUGAUAUAUUGAGACAGAGUUUGAGGAUUCUUGGAAGCAAUAAUAAGAAGAAGAAGACAGGAUCAUUUGCAUCAAUAAAUCUGUUGAUACUGAAGACCAAAUGUGUCGAAUGUACAUAAACAAACACUUGUAGUCAUAUAGUCUUCUGCAACAGUCAUAUCACUCGUCAGAGAAUCUUGAUCCACAAUGUCAUAUAAUUAUAUUUAUAUCUCUUUUUGUUA
Arabidopsis lyrata subsp. lyrata is the source of this 1414-nucleotide messenger RNA. RefSeq names its product troponin T, skeletal muscle. The record is from RefSeq and is a predicted model, not a curated record. Bases 635 to 1312 code for a protein of 225 amino acids. The transcript has 2 exons. Lineage: Eukaryota; Viridiplantae; Streptophyta; Magnoliopsida; Brassicales; Brassicaceae.